Dendronephthya gigantea is the source of this 1640-nucleotide messenger RNA. RefSeq lists its product as uncharacterized. Gene Ontology annotation, cellular component: membrane. The coding region runs from base 533 to 1102 and encodes 189 amino acids. NCBI's taxonomy places the organism in Eukaryota, Metazoa, Cnidaria, Anthozoa, Malacalcyonacea, Nephtheidae. The record is from RefSeq and is a predicted model, not a curated record. The transcript has 7 exons.
UUUCAAGAUUGAAUCGUUUAACAGGGGAUUUUUACAGAAAGAAACUGAGAAUACAGCUAAGGUAAAGCCAACUUCAAGUUACUCCAUUACCACGCGAUGGGGGAAAGUCCAAGUAUAGCUUAUGAGGCGUAGCUCAGCGUGGUCGCCGCAUUGGAUAAAUAACAAGAUGCACUGUGGUUUAUCUUAGCAUCCUACAAGAUUACAGUCGAAAGACAAAAGAAUCUUGACGUCUUCUGCCUGGUUAUUUUCAAGUCAUCUGUAAUUUGAGGCGUGAUAAUAAUAAUAUUCGACAUUGAUCAAACUAUUGUCAUGAAAAGUCAAUAUCAUCAAGAAUCGCUGCUGGGUGUCAUUUAUAUAUAAGCUUGUGGCUUAUUUAAAUUCUACAAGCUGAGAAUAACAACAACAGAUAGGCGAAGGCUCACAAACCUAACAGGAGCAACUGCAGCAGUUCCUCAGCGUUGACUUUGGCAGCCGAUAAGCGGAAAAAUAUUAUUGUACUUUGUCUUGGUACAUCAAGUGGUUUGCACGGAGGAUGCCAGCACAUCGAGUUGAACAGGAGCCAGUGCCUUCAGAUAUAAGAUUUGGUCUGGGAAUGACACCGUUUGGUGCGAUCACUUUAGCUGGAAGUCAAAAUUGGCUUGAAUUGUUAACAGCAUCAAACGUAUUCUCCGUACGAAGGAAGGCACAUGCUAGAUGCAAUAAAACAAAACACGUAAAACCGCGACACCGGUCCAGGACAUUCGAUGACAUCAUAUUCACUAAAGUUGAAACUGUUGAAAAAAGAGAAAAAAAAAUCCCACCACAAACAACGAAUUCGUUGCCAAAACCUCCCACUUUGAUAAAGCCUCGUGUUCCUGUCAUCAAUAUUAUAAAAGCGAGUAAUGAAAGUAUUCCUGAUGUGUAUAUUUCCGAGUCUUCUGACGAAGAAUCUGAUUCUGAGGAUGGCGAAGAUUUCAUUUAUGAAUGUCCCGGAUUAGCUGCUUCGGGAGAGGAUAUGACAGUGGAAAAUCCAUUGUUCCAAGAGAAACACUAUCAAAGCAGUUACAGAACUCCGGAACUUCCCAAAAAAUAUUGGAAAGAUGUCUAUGUCGAAUCGGUGUGAUUUUUAAAUGCAGAAUAUUUUUUACUACUGUUUUCGUGAAAGUUGGGUUUUGAUUAGUUUUGUUUCAUAUCAGUUCUUGAAUAUUUUUUAUCCGAAGAUGUCGUUGAAUAUAACACGCAUUCAGGGCCCAUUCAAAGCAGAUAUAUGUGCUUCAACACACUUUUUAUCUGUUUCUCUUAAUCUCUUAUUAUAUUUAUACCAUGAUCAGCACAAAAACGAACGGCAAGUCGUCGCAAAUUUAUACUCUCUUUUGAGAAAUGUGAACUGAAUAUUAAUCUAGCUUGAACGUAUAGCAGAAAGUAUGAAAACGAGUCGGCUAUUUGUCAAAGUGUACAUACACUGCCGGCGUAGACAGUAGACUUAGAUAUACGUGUUCACUUGCAAAUCUGAUGUUUCUAGCUUUAUUUUUAAUCAGUGAUUUUCUAUGCCACAGAAGAAGUUUAAAUAUGCGCCGACUACCGUUUGUGUGGUUUGAUCUGUCCUUACUGAAACUUAAUUUUGUUGUUCUGCCGGGUGUACAUAGUUCAGUGUAAAUAGA